Triticum dicoccoides is the source of this 972-nucleotide messenger RNA. RefSeq names its product BTB/POZ and MATH domain-containing protein 1-like. The coding region runs from base 1 to 972 and encodes 323 amino acids. The record is from RefSeq and is a predicted model, not a curated record. The transcript is spliced from 2 exons. Gene Ontology annotation, molecular function: protein binding. Gene Ontology annotation, biological process: protein ubiquitination. NCBI's taxonomy places the organism in Eukaryota, Viridiplantae, Streptophyta, Magnoliopsida, Poales, Poaceae.
AUGGCUGUGUCGACGUGCACCUCCGAGACGGCGACGGGCAAGCACGUGUUCAGGAUCGCCGACUACCAUAUACGCAAGGGUUUGGGCGUCGGCGAGUACAUACAGUCCGCCACCUUCGCCAUCGGCGGCUACGACUGGGACGCCAAGGUCAGGGCGGACUACGAGUUCAGGCUCAUCGACUCGGGUAGCGCGCCACCGCCGUCGCCAGUGACACAUCUGUUUACUAACAAGUACAACACAGUCGACCCGGAUGAAGCUCCUGCUAACUAUGGAGCUCCCAGGUUUAUGAAACAGCAGGAGAUAAAACCGUACCUGCGGGACGACUGCCUGGAGAUUGAGUGUGAAGUCCUCGUUAUCAAUGCUAUAACAAAACUUGAGGUGCAGGAGGUGCUGCCCUCGGACCUGCCGAAUCAUCUCGGAAAAUUGCUGGAUGGCAAGAGAGGAGCAGAUGUGACUUUUGAGGUUAAAGGCGAGGUUUUCUCUGCUCACAAGAUUAUGCUCGCCACGCGAUCGCCGGUCUUCGACGCUCAACUCUAUGGACCCCUGAGCGAUGCUGAUGCUACGAGUAAGAACAUAAUCGUCAAAGACAUGGAGCCCCCUGUUUUCAAGGCGUUGCUUCACUUCAUCUACACGGAUUCUCUGCCUGCUAUGGAUGACGUUGAUGAUGGUGAGAGUGAAGACAUGGUUAAGCACUUGCUCGUGGCUGCGGAUAGAUAUGCCAUGGACAGGAUGAAGUUGAUGUGUGAAGAUAUUCUAUGCAAGAGCCUUGAUGUCGAGACUGCGGCGACCACGUUGGCUCUAGCUGAUCAGCAUCACUGCAGCAAGCUGAAAGAUGCUUGUGUUGAAUAUAUCCUCUCUUCAAACAGACUGAAUGCUAUGGUGGCAAGCAAAGGGUACGCACACCUCAAAAGAUCAUGUCCUGCUCUCAUGUUUGAUGUCUUUGAGAGGGCUACCAAGUCUCGGAAAAUUUAA